UUUGACCAGUUCCCAGUCUAUGCUCAAUGCCCCAACUGUCACAGGAGAGUACUAACACACGUUGAAUAUAAAUCCGGUCGUAUCACACUCAUUUUUACAAUAUUACUCUGUCUGUUAGGACUGUGGUGUUGUAUAUUCCUGCCAUUAUGCAUCAGUGCCUGUAAGGAUGUGGUUCACGUGUGUCCAGACUGUCAUUCGAGAAUAGGGACCUACAAAAGAUGGAAGAACUGAUCUUCGAUUUUCUCUCAUAUAAUAGACUACUUAACACUGCUAUAUUGCUUGUGUGUUUUUGUGAUGGAUUCCUCUAAUUGUGUUAUUUUUAAGGCCUUCUGAUCACUGAUUGCAGUUUUACUUAUGAA
Messenger RNA from Amphimedon queenslandica, 359 nucleotides. RefSeq names its product lipopolysaccharide-induced tumor necrosis factor-alpha factor homolog. The record is from RefSeq and is a predicted model, not a curated record. Lineage: Eukaryota; Metazoa; Porifera; Demospongiae; Haplosclerida; Niphatidae. The annotation marks the transcript as partial. Gene Ontology annotation, molecular function: zinc ion binding. The transcript has 2 exons.